Molecule: messenger RNA, 1416 nt
Organism: Jaminaea rosea
Lineage: Eukaryota; Fungi; Basidiomycota; Exobasidiomycetes; Microstromatales
Exons: 2
Coding region: 1-1416 (471 amino acids)
Biological process (GO): sulfite transmembrane transport; transmembrane transport
Cellular component (GO): plasma membrane
Molecular function (GO): sulfite transmembrane transporter activity
Source: RefSeq, a predicted model, not a curated record
AUGCGCGAGGCAUCCACUUCUCGUGCUGGUGGGCCGACCACCACGCCGACCAUCGUGCACCCUUCAGGCCAAGAGGUGCGACGACAAGAGGAAGGCGCCAACGGCCUCUCGACGUCGUCCACUCCGCCCAGUCCCCUCUCCGAACCACCAUCAGCUCGGCCCCGCAGCAAAGCCAUGGCAGAGACGCGCCGUGUCAUCCUCAACUUCACCCCAUCCUGGUUCAGCGUCAACAUGGGUACGGGAAUCGUCUCGAUUCUGCUGCACGAGCUGCCUUACCAGUUCCGUGGGCUGGGCAUCAUCUCGAAUGUCAUCUUCGGAUUCAAUGUGCUCCUCUUCCUCCUCUUCCUCCUCAUUAGCGCAGCACGCUACAUCAUCUGGCCGCAGAUGUUCCCUACCAUGCUCUUCCACCCUACCCAGUCCCUCUUCCUGGGCACCUUUUCCAUGGGCUUCACCACCAUCGUUAACAUGUGCGCACUCUCAGCUGCUCCAGCCUGGGGGUCUGGCUUCGCAACAUUCACCUGGGUCCUCUGGUGGAUCAACAGCGUCAUCGCAGUCUUCGUCUGCAUCGGUUUGCCCUUCCUUCAGUUCACGAGACACCAGCAUGCCAUCGACAAGAUCACUGGCGUCUGGUUCCUGCCCGUCGUCUCGACGGUGGUCACGGGUGCCUCGGGUGGCAUUGUGGCCGCUAUCCUGCCUCCGCAUCACGCGAGGCUUACGCUCAUCGUUUCGUGGAUCCAGCUCGGCACUGGUCUCGGCCUGGCAAUCUUGCUCAUGGCGCUGUACUAUCUGAGACUUGCAGUCUACAAGAUCCCGCCAGCCGCUCUCGUCGUCAGCGCCUUCCUUCCCCUUGGUCCAUGUGGCCAGGGCUCAUUUGGGCUUCUCAAGCUCUCUGCGACCCUCUGGUCACUCUCCAAGUCAACAGGUCAGGCGCUCGGCACACCCGCGAGUGCCACGGCGGACGAUGCGCGGACAAUGGCAACCGCAAUAUACGGCGUUUCGAUCGUCGCAGCACUGCUUCUCUGGGGACUGGGACUAGUCUGGCUCGUCCUAGCCGUCAGCCUCUUCAUCGAUAUGGCCUCGGUGACAUCGCUGGAGUUCUCCCUCUCCUGGUGGGGACUCACCUUCCCCCUCGGUGUCUUCGCUUCAGCGGCAAUCCAGUUCGCAAAAGAGUUGGAUAGCGGUGCGUGGCGCGUCAUAGCCACUAUUUUGAGCCUGUGCGUCGUCCUCUUUUGGCUAAUGGUGGCCAGCUUGACAACGCUCGGCGCCUUGAAGGGCAACAUAUUCCACUCGCCAUGCCUCGCUGAAGCGGGCGGAAGACCUCCAGCUAAAUCGCUCGAGGAUAGGCGAUUGUACAAGUACGAGCCCAAAGAGACUAGCAGGUCUAGGUCCAGGUCGAGGGUCAGAGGGAGGUCGUGA